Diaporthe citri is the source of this 1350-nucleotide messenger RNA. RefSeq lists its product as uncharacterized. The record is from RefSeq and is a predicted model, not a curated record. NCBI's taxonomy places the organism in Eukaryota, Fungi, Ascomycota, Sordariomycetes, Diaporthales, Diaporthaceae. The coding region runs from base 1 to 1350 and encodes 449 amino acids. The transcript has 3 exons.
AUGAUGAUCCAAUUGCAAGCCAGCCCCUUCCUCAGGCAGGAGACGGGCAGGACGUUACCUCCCCUCAGCCACAUUCAACAGGACCGCCACAGACUUGACGGGCUUGCAGACGCCGCCGUCUGCCUUCAGGAGCCGGGUGUCUACUCCCCUGCCGACUCUCCCACAAGCCCCGACUUCCACGAGUACACCUUCGGCAAUUCGUUCUUGGCUUCAAAUGAGUCCAAAUCACACGGAAUCCCCUCCAUCCAAAGCUUGUUCGCCAUCGCGGACGGGGACCGGCCACGCAGCUAUGGGUUCGACCCUCCGGGGCCUGAACCCAGCUUCAGGAGGCCUAGCACUGGUUCCGAGUCCUCGUUCCAGGGAAGCUUCACCAGCGUGCCUGAGCUCUCACGCCUGUCGACGGCCAGCCCACCUCCCAGGCUUGUCCCAAGAACUCCUGAGGCGCACCACACAAUUGCCCCGGGGGAUGACCUCAAGAUCAAACUCACUCUGGUCUGUUUGGCGAAACAGCUGGAACGCCUGGAACAAAAAAACAAGAGGGGACUUAUGUCCGCUCGAGGACGGAGGCCGUCUUCCCGCCAUGCGCCAUACUCUACCGUCGCGUCCAACAAAGGACGCCGCGACGGCGGCGGCAACAGCAGCCAGCCCGGCACACCGCCCAGGGGCAAGCAGCAGAAGAAGCCGCACUUCAACCUCCGGUACCCCAAGUCGGUCAAGCUCUUUAUCCUGUACCACAAGGAGGACUGCGGGUGGGGGUGGAAGGCGAUCAACCGGCGGCGCGUGGACCUGCUCCCGGUGCUGUACCGCGGCGGGUACAAGCCCGAGAUCGAGGAGAACCGCGAGGUCGCGGGCAUCAACGGCUUCUACUACCGGCUGAACGAGGUCAUGCCGGCGCUGACGCCCGACGGCAGUGGGCUGCGCUUCGUGGAGCACGGCGGCCGCUCCUGGGAGCUGACGGAGCCGUCCAAGUGCCGCGAGGGGGCGGGCAGGGGCGAGGAGAGGAGGAAGGGCGGCGGGAGAGGCAGCAAGGCCAAGGACCAGGGUGACGCCGAGGCGAGACCCAGGGGCAUGGUCGACAGGUACCCGGAGGAGGUCGUCUACCACUGGGACGAGUUCGUGAAGCACUUUGUGCCGCCGGCGAGGCACGCCGAGGUGAGAUCCGCGCCCGAUCAAAGAAGGGAAAAGGGCGUGCCGCAGUGGGCGCCCGACAACGAGGAGGAGAGGGUCAGGCACACGAACCCGCCCAACGCGAAGACCAAGACCCCAAAGGCGAAGGACGGCGACGCGGACGAGGCGCUGCCGGAGCUGAUGCGCUCUUGCGAGCUGGCCCCUAAAAUGGAGGAGGAUUAA